AUGGCGGAUCCCAGCUCGUUCGCGGCCCCCGACGCCUGCCGCGCCCACCACCUGCACCUGCGCUGCCGCGUGGACUUCGAGAGCCGCUCUCUGCGGGGGGCCGCGGCCCUGACCGUGCGGGCGGAACGCGACAGCCUGCGUUGCUUGGUGUUGGACACAAAGGAUCUAACAAUACACAAAGUACUUGUCAAUGGACAGGAGGCAACGUUUGCUCUUGGGGAACAUCACAGCUUCAAAGGAACACCAAUGGAAAUCACACUACCUUUUGAGCUGGGGAAGGGGCAAGAUGUGGUUGUAGAGAUCUCAUUUGAAACUUCUCCGAAGUCCUCAGCACUCCAAUGGCUUUCUCCUGAACAAACAUCUGGAAGAAGACAUCCAUUUCUCUUCAGCCAGUUUCAGGCUCAUCACUGCAGAGCUGUUCUUCCCUGCCAAGAUACGCCUGCUGUGAAAUUAACAUACUAUGCAGAGAUAUCUGUUCCAAAUGAGCUGGUGGCUCUUAUGAGUGCUAAAAGAGAUGGAGACAAGCCUGAUCCAGAAGAUAGCACUAGGAAGAUAUAUCGUUUCAGUCAAACGGUUCCAAUACCCUGUUAUUUGAUUGCUUUAGUUGUUGGUGCUUUAGAAAGCAGAGAGAUCGGCCCAAGAACCUUGGUGUGGGCUGAAAAGGAGCUGGUGGAAAAAUCGGCUUAUGAAUUUGCAGAGACUGAAGCCAUGUUAAAAAUAGCAGAAGACCUUGCAGGACCUUAUGUGUGGGGUCAGUACGACUUGCUAGUUUUGCCACCAUCAUUUCCAUAUGGUGGUAUGGAGAAUCCCUGCCUUACUUUUGUGACUCCUACAUUACUGGCUGGUGACAGAUCACUAUCCAGUGUUAUUGCUCAUGAAAUUUCUCAUAGUUGGACCGGGAAUUUGGUAACAAACAAAACGUGGGAGCAUUUUUGGCUAAAUGAAGGACACACUGUUUAUCUGGAGCGCCGAAUUGGUGGCCGGCUCUUUGGCGAACAGUUUAGGCAAUUCCAGGCUCUGGGAGGCUGGAGAGAAUUACAAAAUACUAUAAAUACGCUUGGAGGCACAAAUCCUUUGACUAAUCUGAUCCCUAACCUGAAGGAAGUAGACCCUGAUGUUGCAUAUUCUUCAGUUCCAUAUGAGAAAGGUUCUGCUUUACUGCUUCAUCUUGAGCAACUUCUUGGAGGACCAGAUAUCUUCAUUGGCUUCUUGAGGGCGUACAUCCAGCAGUUUGCAUAUAAGAGUGUAAUGACUGAUGACUGGAAGAAUUUCCUGUAUUCCUAUUUCAAGGACAAGGUUGACAUUCUUGAUACAGUGGACUGGAAUGCAUGGCUGAACACCCCUGGCAUGCCACCAGUCAAACCAACGUACGAUAUGACUCUAUCAAAUGUUUGUGUUGCCUUGAGCCAAAGAUGGAUAAAAGCCAGUGAAAGUGACCUCAGGUCCUUCAACGCACCUGAUAUAAAACCAAUGUCCUCUCACCAGCUUAUUGAAUUCCUUGCGCUGCUGCUGGAGAAUCCUCUUCAAGUGAGCCAUGUAAGACGAAUGCAGGAAGUUUACAACUUCAAUGCAGUGAACAAUGCUGAAAUUAGAUUCAGGUGGCUGCGCCUCUGCAUCCAAGCCAGAUGGGAAGAUGCCAUUCCUCUAGCUCUGAAAAUGGCUACAGAACAAGGCAGAAUGAAGUUUACUCGCCCCUUGUUUAAGGACCUCUAUAAAUUCGACCAGUCACGUGAUCAAGCUGUCAGUGCUUUCCAGCAGCAUCGAGCCGAAAUGCACCCAGUGACUGCAAUGCUGGUUGCCAGAGACUUGGAAGUGGCUGGACAAACAGCCUAACCUUUGCAAAAUUCUAAGGACUAACUCCUGCAAAAUCUCUUCUGCUCCCAUCUCCCUCAAUCAUGAUAACUUGCAUGUUUGAUUACUAACCCAGAUUUCUGUUCUGAAGCUGA
Molecule: messenger RNA, 1946 nt
Organism: Euleptes europaea (tarantolino)
Lineage: Eukaryota; Metazoa; Chordata; Lepidosauria; Squamata; Sphaerodactylidae
Gene: LTA4H
Product: leukotriene A4 hydrolase
Exons: 19
Coding region: 1-1833 (610 amino acids)
Biological process (GO): proteolysis; peptide catabolic process; leukotriene biosynthetic process
Cellular component (GO): cytosol; nucleus
Molecular function (GO): metallopeptidase activity; zinc ion binding; leukotriene-A4 hydrolase activity
Source: RefSeq, a predicted model, not a curated record